This is a messenger RNA of Didymodactylos carnosus, 1112 nucleotides long. Lineage: Eukaryota; Metazoa; Rotifera; Eurotatoria; Philodinida; Philodinidae. The record is from the annotation of a GenBank genome assembly.
UUUCUUAAGUUCGACACUAAAAUGCUUUGAUAAAACUUACUAUUUAGCAUCAAUAAAUCCCGUUUUCGACGGGCUUUCAUCUGGUAUAAAAUUCAUUACUUACCCUAUUCGCAAUUAUAGCGUUACCACCAUAGAAAAACAUUUUUACGCACCUUGUACAUCGACUGGUGUUUAACCAAUACUGCUCUGUUUACAGUUGCUUGAUAAACGUCAAGAACUGCUGAAUUUUUUCUCAUGCAACAAAUAAGUGUGGCCUACGUUAGUUUCUUAAAAAUGUUGCAAAUCUACACUUAUUACUUGAAAAUGAUUCAAAAAUGUCUGCUACUUAUUGUUUAUCUGUUUGUGUUUUUCUAGUUGACAUUCGUACUGAUGAUGAUUGUGUCAAUUUAAAUGUUACAUCAAAACUUAAUCCAUUGCUCAGCUUCCAUCCAUCACUUCGUGACUCAUGUACAGUCGAAAUUCGUUCACCGUUUAGUAAACAGAAACAUUUGGGAUAUGGAACGUUUCUUCGUCCAUCUAUGGAUUGUGGUUCAUCGGUACAAAUCAAAUGUUUGGAUAAACUCAAUAUAUCGGCAUCUCUCUAUACGUGUCACACAUCGCAGAGUAACCAAAUAUUUCCUUGUGAAAGACUACAAGUCAUAUUUAAUCGAAAUAAUGAGCAUAAUGAUAAUACGAAAAAGACAGCAAAAGUACAAGUUGUGGUAUUAGCUAAAGCGCCAUGUAAUGAUAAAGACGUUUAUUUUCAAUGUCCAAAUGAUUAUCCAAACGCAUGUUUACAUCGUUCACUCAAAUGUGACAAAACGGUUCAAUGUCCAAGUGGAGAUGAUGAAAGAACAUGUGGACCUCGUCAUUCACCUGGCGUUUCAUUUGUCGUUAUCAUUUUGGGUAUAUUAGCUGUUGUAUUCAUCAUGUGUACAACGUCAAUCGAGGGCGAUAUUCCUGAAGAUGUUGGUUUAAUGAAAGGUGAUAGUGUUAUUGUUGAUAUUGUUCAACCAGUUCAAACACCACCUCAAUAUCCUCAACCUGUUUUGUUUCCUGUUCAUCCUGUAGAACCUGUCGUUGGUGUUCAUCAUAUCGAUUCGACAAAACCUGUUUAUCCGAAAUUAGAAUGA